CUUCCCUGCAAUGUCUUUAUUCUGUCAGCAGAUUGUUCAGACAUUGAGCUUGACGAGUGCCUGGAAUUUAUAGACACUUCCGAUUGUUGUCCAUCCGAAGAAAACAGGUAUCCCUCCGAUUAGUUCCGAAUCGUCUUUAUAUUCUCCUCAUUCCAAGUUACCAGGCAUCAGGUAGCUGGAAACUCAAGCCAGUAGCUGAUCGGAGGGUUUAACAUCCUUAACCCUAUUUCUGUAUCCUCCUCUUAUUCCUUAUUUCGGACCUUCACAAAAAUUCGCCAAGAUGAUGGACAUGGUGUUAACCCUCCUUAUAGCGAGCUGCAUGACUCUAACGCAGUUCGCGUUGCAGCUCAAGGAAAACAUGUCCACAUGUGCGUACUCUAAGAACUUCAGCAUGGUUCUAGACUCCGUCGCGAGCAUCCACUCGCUCCUGGAGAACUGCAAGAAGUUUAAGAACUGGGGAGCGACGACGGACGCGGCGAAGAAGGCGUUUCAGAAGCUGGAGGAUCUCCUGAGGAAGUGCACAGGGCUGCUGCAGCGCUGCAUCAGCGCGCGGAGCAAGCUCAUGCAGCUAGUGUCGGACACAACGAUAAAGCUCGACGAUUUCGUGAGCAUGCAUGCUGAGCUGGAGGCCUGCCUGCUCGCGAUUCCCACAGAAGCCAUGCCUGAUGAGCUGGCAGCACAGCUCCAGGCGACGCUCAAGCAGGUGCACGACGGGUGUUUCGAGGACCUUUUCACGCCCGAGAUGAAGCAGCAGCUGCAGGCGCUGCAGCAGGACGGCGGAGGAAGCGGAGGCGCGGGCGUGCGGCGCAGCAGCAGCCUGGGCACGCCGUACACGCAGAGCCAGUUCCCUGCGGGGCAGCUGGCGGAAGCGCUGGGCAUGGACGGCACGGGCGCGUUCCGCAAGGAGCAGGAGGCGCUCGCGCUGGAGAAGCGCAAGGCCGCGGAGAGCAGAGACAAGGCGCAGGAAGCGCUCAUGGAUCAGCUGAUCACCAUUCUGAUGCGCAUGGAGCGCGAGCUCCCCGCGUUCAAGGAGUCUCAGGCCAAGCUGGCCCGCGAGCGAGCAUCUGCAGCAGCUGCAGCAGCUGCAGCCAGCUCCGGCGCUGGGCAGCGCGGCAGCAGCGGGCUCUCGGGCACCUCGUCUGUCCCCAAGUCCCCCAAGGAGCUCCUCAGCCCCACCCGCCGCCGCAUGAUGCUGCUAGCCAACGCUGUAGAUGACAUGACGGGGGAUGCUGCAGGGCUGUCGCUGACUGGCAGCGGCGGGAGCGGCAGCGCGGGUCGGGAGCGCCGAAGCAGGCGGUCAGGUGCGGAGGGGGCGGCUGGGGGUGAGGGCGGGCAUGACAGGCAUGAGAGGUACGACCAGCAGCAGCAGCCGCAGCAGCAGCAGCAGCAGCAGCAGCAUUCGAGGUUUAGGGACGGGGAGGGGGAUGGAGGUGGGAGGACGGAGGAUGAGAGGCACAAGGACAGGAACAGGGCAGUCCGGGGAGAGCGAGAGCACAGGAGGAGCACCGAGCGCAGAGACCGGGGGGGCAAGGACGACCCUGCAGGCACCGGCGCUGGCACCAUGCCUGGGUCUAAGAGCACUGGGGGGGCGGGGACGGACGCUCGGUCCAAGUCACCGUUUGAUAUGGGCGGGAGGAAGGCUGGGGAGGAUAUGGAGUACAUGGAUGAUGCUACCAGGGCUCGCACUGGUAGUUCUAGUGGGCGGGAGAAGGAUAAGAUGGGGAAGACCAGCAGCGGGGGGAGCUCUGCUAGUAGCGUGAGUGGGGGGUCCCGCAGCCGCGCAGGCAAGACGGGCCGGACUAGCAGCGUGGAUAGACCGGGGGGGAACGGGGAUAUGGGGGGGGAGUAUGGUGGGGAGGGCGGCGGGAUGGGUGGCGGGGCGGCCGAGUGCGCCGAUCCGGAAGCUGACCUGGCGGCAUAUGACCCCGAGGCGCCCCAGCAGAUUGUGCAGAAUCUGCUGUUUGGGUCGGCGGAGGAGAAGGGCCGGGCGGCAGGGCUCGUCGGGUGGUACGCGUCAAUCUCAGCUGCCAACCGGUCGACUUUCCGGGAGGCGGGGGCUGUGGAUGCCCUCCUGCCGCUGGCCGUUGGGGGCCCGAGGGACCCUAAGGGAGCGGAAUCCGCGCUUGCUGCUCUGCUGAACCUGUCGUGCGACGAGAUGGGGAAGCAGGAGCUGCUGACGCACCUCCCUCUACUGAUUCAGGCGCUCAAGCGCGCGGAUUUCUCCCCCGCGGCGGGCUCCUCCGCAGCCAAUGUCAUGAAAUGUGCGGCAUCCUUUUCGGAACGCGCUCGGGGGCUGGUGAUCGACGCAGGGGCGGUCCCCCCGCUGGUGAAACAGCUCACAGGGUCAAACAACGAAGGCAUGCAUCCAGGCUAUGAUACUCCAUCCCGGCAGGCGGCAGCGGAGGCUGUUGCGUGUCUCGCUCAGAGCGAAUCCCAGCGAAGCAAGCUGGUAGGGGAGGGUGUGAUUCCAGCCCUGGCAGUGACGUUGCAAGCGAACUUGAACAACGAGACGGUUGUCGCGACGUGCCAAUCGCUCUCGCGUCUCGCGACUGUCCCGGACGGGAGGGAGGCGAUGGGCGAGGCGAUUCCGUCGCUGGUAACCGUGUUACGGCUGGAGUACCCUGCGGCGGUGAGGGACGCGGUGGAGGCGCUGCUGCAGCUGGCGAAGCACAGCCCGACGCACAGGAGUAAUAUCCGGAACAGCGGAGGCAUGCGGUAUUUGAGGAAUGUGCUGCGAUCGGGCCCACCCACCCUACACCCAAAGGCCAUGGAGCUUUUGGCAGCCCUUUUCUCCUAACUGAUUUGGCUAUCAGCUUUUUCCUAAAAGUCGCAGAUACACUUGUCGUGUUACUUGUAGCUUCCUACCUUGAAUGACACAGCUGCAGGUUUCAACUUCGGAAUGCAUUCCCUCGUUGUAGGGGCCAACUUGCCCCUAGGUCUCUUUAUUGGAUGCUAGUAGAAUGUGUAGUAUAGAGCUUCUAUGAAGUUUGACAGUAAUGAGGUUUGGGUAGUAAUGUAAUAAUUUCAAUAUGGUUUGACGCUAUGCGAAGCGUAGAGGACUGCAAUCGAG
Molecule: messenger RNA, 3070 nt
Organism: Closterium sp. NIES-67
Lineage: Eukaryota; Viridiplantae; Streptophyta; Zygnematophyceae; Desmidiales; Closteriaceae
Source: the annotation of a GenBank genome assembly